This is a messenger RNA of Talaromyces rugulosus, 1023 nucleotides long. RefSeq lists its product as uncharacterized. Gene Ontology annotation, molecular function: hydrolase activity, hydrolyzing O-glycosyl compounds. Bases 1 to 1023 code for a protein of 340 amino acids. The record is from RefSeq and is a predicted model, not a curated record. The transcript has a single exon. Lineage: Eukaryota; Fungi; Ascomycota; Eurotiomycetes; Eurotiales; Trichocomaceae. Gene Ontology annotation, biological process: carbohydrate metabolic process.
AUGAAGACUAUUUGUGCCGCAACACUUAUCAUCGCGUUCCUCGCAGCUACCGAAGGAACCGUCGCGUUCCCUAGCACCGGAACUACCUCGCUGAGGGAGGAGGCGGCCAAGAAGAACAUUACCAUUGGGUCAGGGGCGAUAAGUCCAACCUACCUCAAGGAUCCUGAAUUCGCGGCUGUCCUUGCCUACCAGUUCAAUAGCCUCUCUCCUGAAAAUGAGAUGAAGUGGUCGUUGCUUGAGCCGACCCCAGGGUACUUCAACUGGGGCACGAUCGACACUCUCGUUGAGUUCGCGGAAGCCCACGACAUGGUAGUCAAGGGACAUGGGCUUAUCUCUGGCUGCUGUGACCCUGACUACCUGCUCAACAUCACUGAACCCACAGCGUUUCGUGCUGCGAUGACAGCUCACUUCAGGGCAGUUAUGCAGAGGUACCACGGCAAGGUAGAUCGGUGGGACGUCGUCACCGAAGCGCUGAAAACAAUGGGAGGCGGUUUGGACACCAACAGCACCUUCUACAAAGUACUCGGUCCCGACUACAUUGAAUACGCCUUCCGCAUCGCGCGGGCAGCAGACCGGGACGCGAAGUUAUUCAUUAACGAAAGCCUCGUCGAGUCACUCCUCAACAAGCGUCAGGAACUCUACGACCUGGUCUCCAGACUCGUGGCGAACGGCGUCCCGAUCACUGGAGUUGCCCUGGAGAUGCACAUAACCGAAACAGCCCCGAUACCGGGCGUGAUCACCGAUAUAGUCAACUCCUACAGGGCGCUCGGACUAGAAGUGACGAUCUCUGAAAUGGACGUCCACACCCUCAACUCUACCCUUCAAGCCGACAUCUAUGGUGCUGUCAUCGAGGAGGCUCUAGACGCAGGAAUCACCGACAUUAGCUUCUGGGGCUUCACGGAUAAGCAUGCCUACACUUGGGUAUCGGGAGCGAAGCCACUGAUGUUCAAUGAGACCUACUACCCCAAGCCUGCAUUCUACGCCACUCACACCUCUCUAACGAACUUUGUCAACAUGCCAUGA